AUGGCCGGAUUGCCCACUCAAGACGAGCUUGCAUCUUUGACCACCAUAGAAGCGAUUCGCCUUUACUGCGGUUGUGCCACAUCAAUGUGGACUGUGCUGGAUGCAGCCCUUGGAGGAGUUGCAUCGAUCAUCCUUUUCAGUAUGUUGCCUGCAUCAACCUUGCGCCACACCUUGCACGCUGCGCGGAUCCCCGCCAGAGCAUCCACCGCCGAGCGUGCUCUAACAGCAAUGGAGGUGAUCCAGGUGGCUUAUAUGUGGCGUGUGGCCCGUCGAGCUGUAGACCUUCCAGAUGUAGAUCCGCUGGCAGAGCCAAGUCCAGUGGUAACUGCACCUUCAAGUUCAGCAAGCUCGGGCAAGAAGGUGAAGGCUUCAAAUGUCCUAGACCAAAUGGACGACACGGAGAUUGUUGCCAUGACUCGUCAAGAGCUGAAUCAGGCCUAUCAGUUCCACAUCGAGGAGACAGGGGCAGAACCACCUCACGACUGCGAUCCAACUGUCGAGCAGGUUGCUGCCAUGAGGGACAGAACCAUAACCAGGCAAGAGGCACCCUAUGCAGACUUCAGCAUUUUGACCCCUUUUGGCAAGACCAUGCAGCGGCAACUCAAGACUCGAAGCUGGGUCUUUCAACAAGAUGGCUCGUUUCGAGCACUCGAUGUUCCGGGACCACCAUCUCUGGAAGCCUGGAAAAGUUGUUGGAAAGUGUACAGGAGCAUUUUGUUCAUGCUUCGCUAUCCUUCGACUGCAUCAGGGUUGGCUCCAAAGAAGGUUGUGACGUCGGCAUCGUUGGAGGAGUACUUCGAGCGCAUUGUGAAGCUUGCUGCAGAUUUUCCAGAGACUUGGCAUUUGAUCAUGCGUGCCGAAGACAAGUGUCGGUCGGAAAUGCUGGAACGUUACAGAAGACAAUUGACAAAGGCUGCAUUAGAGGGCCGGCUUCCCAUGAACCUCGACUUCGACCCGAAUCAACCAUGGAUAGGUGUCUUCACUUAUGCCGCCAGAAAUUCAGAGUUCUGGGACGAGCAAGUGGUGAAACCAUCUACCAUUUUCAUUGCCAGAAGAGGCCGACACAUGACCAGCGAGAAGGCAGAGCGUGUCCACAUUCCAGAAGAAGCACAAGCUGCCCUGGACAAUGUGAAAGGGAUGAAGCCGGAGUUGGGAAAGUCACCGAAGCCGAAGAGCCCGAAGAAAGGCAAAGGUCCGAAGAGAGCUUUGGGGGAAACGUCAGAAUCGCCGCCUGCUGCCAAAACCAAGAAGAAGGAUACCGAGCAUCCUCGCAAGUGGGGAAACCUUUUUGUGACCACGGCAGAUGGGGUGGAGAUUUGUUUCAAGAACGCCAAGGGCAAGCCUGGCACAUGCCCAGAGCCAUGUGCAGAUCACCGCGCGCAUGUUUGUCAAUACUGUUUGGGAAAUCACUGCAAUGCUGCCUGCCCAAUCAAGAAGAGCGUGAAAUUUGCAAAGGGCUCUGGAAAGCGAAACUGCUCAGAUCCGCAGGAGUCAGACUCAUCCUCUGGAAGCUCACUGAACACUUGCACGCCCUCUGUUCUUGCAUCGUUUCAUCAAAUCCAACAUGCUGCUCAGGUAAAGGAGGAUGGCUAUGCAGUGUCUCCGAGCCCCUUUGUGUUUGUAGAGCUGUUUGCAGGUUCUGGCGGUUUGAGCAGAGAGAUUGCAGAGGUUUGUGGAGGAUUGGUUCAUGUUUUGGAACCUUUAGAUCAACAUGGGGGUUGGGAUAUCCUUACGGACGAUGGCUUUGCACAGGCGAAGGAACUUGUUUCGAAAGCAGAUCAUGCUCAUUUGGCAUUUCCAUGUCGAAGUUUUUCCACGGCACGAAGAUCAGAUCAACAUGGCGAUGUUCCUGUCAUUCGCAGUUCGGAGAAGCCGGAUGGAUGGGGUUCACCGCCUGCAGUGGAAGGAAAUUUGAUUUUGGAAAGCGCCAUCAUUUUAGCUUUCUUGCUUUUGGACAAAGGUUCAACAUUUUCGAUGGAAAACCCGGAGAACUCCUAUGCUUGGUUGGUUUCUUUCAUCCAGCGAUUGAAGAGAGUCGUUGGAGUUAUCUUUUCGGGAUUGGAUCAAUGCCCCUUUGGUGCUCGCACUCAGAAACCCACUGGAAUUUUGGGAAACGCUGCAUGGAUGACAAGUAUCAACACUCGAUGUCAUCAAGUCAGACCUCAUGCUCAUAUGGAAGGUGGCCUUCAGGGCAAGACAUGGGAUCCCAUCACCAACACGUGGGUUUGGAAAACUUCCAAAGCUGCAGAGUAUCCUCAAGGACUAUGUCACGCUUGGGCUUUGGCUUUGAAGGGAUGGUUAACAUCCAAGGAGGGCUACCAAUUCAUGGCUUGCAGAAUUCUGGUCAAGGUGAGCCCGUUUCAGAUGGUAAGACUGGACAUGGUUGGAUCACGACUGGACAAGGCAGUCACUCAAAUGGAACCCUUGGAUGCUUCGUCUUCAAGACAGCGGCUAAGCAAAAGGGCCGUUCGAGAGGAAGAAAACCUUCAGGCCAUAGGUGGCCUCCGUGACCCUCGCAGGGCAGUUGCACGUUCCCUGAAGUUGAGAAGGGUAGGGGAAAGAAUUAGAACAGUUCUAGAUCGGUGCUACUCAGUUCAAGACUUGCUUUCCUUUGAGAAGGCCGUUGGCAUGGACGCAGAACUGGUUUACAGAUGUCGUCGCGAGAUGGCUGCCGAAUUCAAAGUUUCUUGCACCUUUGUUUCUGUAGCUGACUAUCAAACUGACCUGUUGGAAAGUUUGCUGCAAGAGGCCGAGGACAAGGAUGCAAAGGUUUUGCCUGGAUGGCUCAGGCAUGGUGUUCCACUGGGGAUUUCUCAGCCCAUUGAGAACACAAACAUUUUCCCUGCUACAGACGAUGUUUCAGCUGCAAUCAAGGCGUCUCAGACAAUUGGUCAAUUGUUGGAAGACUGGUCGGGAAAGGCACUUAACUACAGAAGCUUUUAUGAGGCUGGUCAGAAGGCGCAAUCAGAGCUGGAUCGUUUGGUUACUGAUGGAAGAGCUGACUGUGUCGACACGUGGGAGCAAGUCGUUUCCAUGGUCGGUACAGAUGCCAAAUUGACGCAGUUAGCAUGCAUCAUCAAGAACAAGGAGGGAAAGGAAAAGGUCAGACUUGUGGUGGAUAUGAGACGCAGUGGGAUAAAUGGGACCAUGACACUUUUGGAAAGGGUAGUUCUCCCACGUAUUCCGGAUGUUGCUAAAUCUUGUGAUGAACUCCUCAAAACGUCAAAUCCGGAUGACCAGUUGGAGUUCUUUGUUUGUGAUUUCUCGGAUGCCUUCUACACUUUAAAGCUUCAUGAUUCGGAGAGAAAGUGGGUCGUUUGCAAAGGCUUGGACAGCCGCCUUGGACGGCAAUGCUUUGGUCGCCUCUUCAUGCAGCAAAGCUUCAAUCAGCUGCUGGGCCGAAGCGGGAUACCACUAGGGGGAGUGAAGAGAGCUCGUGAGGAGCUGGGGUUGAAUGGUGUGAGCAACAGUGCUCUUGGAACACCAUCCUCAGUUGAAACACCGGCUUUGUCUUCACAUGUCCCUUCUUUGGCAACUGGUACGGGUUUCAGCGCUGGCAACAAUGAGGCUCCGGCAUUCAGUAAUGACUGGAUAUUUGUGCCAGUAACUAGUUCUUUAGGACCCAAAUUUGCUGAGAAGGCCGAUCCUGUGAACGCAUCUCAAGUUCUCAGAGUGGUUGACAUGGUAGGUGCUCAUUCUAGCUCAAGCCGUUUAGCUGGGGGUAGCUUUGCUGUCGAGCAUGCCGAAGCUGGAGUGGUGAUCGAGGCUGCCAGGAGGCACAGGCCAAAGGGCCCCUUGUUGCCUGAUCCACGUAGGGCAUCAAAAGGGUCAGUGUCACAAGCUUUGCGCAUUGCUGGAAAUGAGAGGGAUGCCAAUAGGGCAUUGGAAGUUUUCAAUGACGCAAUGUAUGCUCCUCAGACCACUGCCACCAAGAACGCGUUGAGAAAUACUUGGUGUUUGAUCUCCAAUCAACUUGGCUUGGAGGCGUUUCCUUUGUCCACGGAAAAGAUUGUCAAAGUUUUUGCAGUACUCAGGGCGUCGGGGUUUAGAUCUGUCUAUUCCUAUGUCUGCGAAGCGAGACAAUUUCACAUCAGACUCGGACAUACAUGGACUGCUGAACUUGAUUUGUGUGUCAAGGACCCAAAGAGAGCAAGUACAAGAGGUCUUGGUCCGCCAGUUAAGGCCGAAGAAAUCCCGGAAGAAUUACUUCAGGAUAUUUGGACUCAGGGAAAGUUCGUUGAAGGAAGGGCCAACUGGCCUGAGCUCAGACAUGAAGUUUGGGUGGUGGCAAUUUCUUUCCUUCUUCGUGAGACGGAAUUGGCAGGGUUGAGGCUCAGCCAAACCGAUAUCCUGAUUGACAUUAGAAAGAAGCAGGUUUCCCUUCAUCUCCCGGUUUCCAAAGCAGAUCCGGUUGGUCGUGGCUGUAGGAGAACGCUGUCUUGCAUUUGUAAUUCUCACAGAUGCUUCAAGUGUCCUUUCUGUGCAGUGAUGUCGCUGGUGAGAAACCAGGUCAUCCGAACUGGUGUGCAACAGACAGAGCCGAAAGCGGAGGAGAUCCCCUUGGUUGCCUCUAUUGGGUCACCGUGGGAAACCAUCAAGAAGGAGGCAGUCAUCGAAGCGCUGAAAGGCGAUGCUCAGUCGUUGGUGGAUGACCGUCCUCCUUUGAAGCAUCGAAUUUGUGUGGAAAGAGUCACUGGUCAUUCUUUCCGGCGCACAGGAGCCAAGAUGCUGGCUCGGUCGGGAAUUUCCAUUGACCUCAUCCAAUUUAUGGCUAGGCACAGUUCAAGUGCUAUUUUGAGCUACGUUGAAGAAGCUGCAGAGGAAUCACCGGCUAUCUCUACUCGCCUACAGGAUCACUUGGAUUUGAGAAGUUUGAUCAAUUCGGCAUUGAAGGAUUGCAACGACUUAAAGGAGUCAAUGGAGAAGGUCAAUGCUAGACUGAAUGAAGGCACAGUGGGAACUCCUAUCGCACUGACGCGUGAACAUGUCUAUGAAGCAUUCGACCGCUGGUCAAGACCUGAAGUGGUGUACAACAUCCACACCAGCAAGCUUCAUUCGACUUCUGGAAAUUGCUUUCGAAAUAGUCCGAAGGAUUGGACCACUUCAUGCGGAUGGAAAUGGAUCACAUCGGGCAGAGACGCACGGGCAGUCUUGGAGAGAAACGACUUGCCCUCUGAUUUCACCAUUUGUGCAAAGUGCCAUCCAAAGAUUCCACAGUGGGUCUUCGGAAACAACAUCAGAUAUGCAACGAGCUGGACCUUGGUGGCACUCAGGCCAGAUGGCCUUUGGAGUGUGGCACACCUAGUAAGGUCAUAUAAUAUACCCUUAAUAGUGGGUUGCGGUUUUGUUGUAUAUUUGUGUUUGUUUUUGCACUGA
Messenger RNA from Cladocopium goreaui, 5376 nucleotides. Lineage: Eukaryota; Dinophyceae; Suessiales; Symbiodiniaceae. The record is from the annotation of a GenBank genome assembly.